AUGAACGAAAACUCGAGACCUCGUAUUCCAAAUGAAUGGGUAAGAUAUAUGUAUGAAAAACUUGAAAGUGGUGAGUUAACUUACGCAACAGUUUUGAAACAAUCAUUUGGAGAAAGUUUCCCAGCUAUCUACUGGGAACUAAAGGCUAUGAGGCACUAG
Trichomonas vaginalis G3 is the source of this 159-nucleotide messenger RNA. RefSeq lists its product as uncharacterized. The coding region runs from base 1 to 159 and encodes 52 amino acids. NCBI's taxonomy places the organism in Eukaryota, Parabasalia, Trichomonadida, Trichomonadidae. The transcript has a single exon. The record is from RefSeq and is a predicted model, not a curated record.